AUGGUGCGGUUAAGUGCAGCCUGGAGCUGCUUUUUGGCCUUGAUUGCUUUGGGAUCUGCUGCUGCCUCAUCGGCGAACUAUCCGGGUGUCAUCGAACUGGUGGGCUACAGCAAUCGCCGGGCACGAACCUACUUCCAGGAGCCACCCAGCCGCUCUAAUCCCAAUCCUCAGUCCGGUUUGACCUCGGCCAAAACCCGGGCGGACAUUGAGACCGUUAAGAGGAACAUAAGGAAAUACGAUCGUUUGCUGGAGUUGGAUACGAAAAAUCUGCCAGAGCAGCAGAAGGAUAUGCUGGCCAGGAUUGUGGAGCGAGUGGCCAGGCUCAAAGAAUCCCUGGACAUUGAAGAGCAGCAGUUUAACCACCAGGAAGCUACUUCUGCCAGGAUCAGCAGCAGUACAUCUAGUACCACACCGCAGGAAACGGAAACGCAAACGGAAGCGGAAACGGAGCGAGAUCAUGAUCAGGCCUUCGAGCAGAGCACUCAGUCACCCACUGGAUCCACCGAAGCCGAAACAGAUCCCACAUUGAUCCUGGACGAGACCACGCUGCUGGAACUACAGAAUACGAUGAACGAACAGGCUGCCAUGAGCACCAUCAUGAAGGAUCUGCCAACCACCACGGAUGUGAGUCAGCAGGAAGCGGAAGCUGAAGCGGAAUCGGAGGCCACCGAUGUGGCUGGUGAAACCACUUCACCCAAUCUAACCACUCAGCCAGAGGCUUCGACCACCAGUGAUGAGUCCCUCACCGAUUCCACCGAUCCCGAUGAUCAGUUCGUGGCCGCCAGAUCAAAUAACAAUAUAGCGGCCAUAACGGCGGCCGAUGAUGCCGAUGGCACCACCACAACCACAGCGAAUUCAGGCAGCCAGCAGCGCACCUUGACCACCAUGGGAAAACUGAAGAAUAGGGCCACGAAGCGACCCUUCGCCCACAAGGUCACCGCCGCCCUGAAACGAGGAGGUCAGCGUCCAAGUAGCGUGAGUGCAGCGGCAGCCAAUGCGGCAGCAGCCUCGAAACCCAGCAGCAGCACCACCACUAGCACUAGCACCACCCAAAAGCAGAAGUUAGCCACCAAUAAUAUACAGCAAAAGCAGCAGCAAUCGAAGCCCCUGCAAAAGGUGACACCCUCGAUUGGUGGAGGUAGUGCAUCCAGUCCGUCAUCCUCGUCGAUUCCCUCGGCUACCACGAAUUCGGCUGGCCCUGCCUUGCCCAUCGAGCAGUUGUACACCCGUACUCCCCAGGCCAACAUUCCACUGGCCGCAGCGGCAGCCGCAGCAGCUGCAUCCUCAUCCGCAGCAGCAGCUGCAGCAGGAUCUGCAGGAUCUCCGGGAUCGGGAGCUACACCGACCACCUACAACAACCAGCAGGAAAGCAUGGUCUACGAUGCACAUGUCAAUGCAUCGGCCCUAAUCGACAGCCUCAACACAAACGCCCGCGAGGAGUACUACCAACAGAAACUGGGAGCGGCCAACAAGGAUAAUAAGAAAACAGCGACAGCGAAACCGACGAAAUAUCAUUAUUAUCCGCACAAUCAGCACAUCUAUCUGCUGCCCGAGUGUGCCAUUCAGCAGGUCUGUAAUGCCGUCUACGUGAGACUCAAUUACACCCAACCACUGUGCGCCUGUCCAUCAAGAUAUCGUGAUCCCUGCUCGGCCAGUCUGAAUGAAGAUGAUCAGCAUACCACAAAAUUGGUUGGCGAUAAUAAGAAGAAGGCCAUCACGUUGGCCAAAACCUGCGAGGCCACCACCGAGAUGCGCGAAUGCCGUUCACCCAAGGAUUGGUCCCUUCUGGCGCUCCAAAACACAAGAACCGGCAAGUCGCACUACCUGGUCAUCUGUCGCUGCCCCGAUCACUUCAAGAUGGAGGGACCCAUGGCCCAUGACCAGCCCACCUAUGCCAGCGUGCCCGGAAUCCGAGUGUUUGGCAUGAUGUGUGUAAAGCCGGGCUACUCGGUGCGCAAGCCCAGCAACCAGCCGCCGAAGCGGUACCAGCUGCAGAAGCCCUUCUACCGCCCGUCGGUGGGCACCACCCUGGGUGGUGGUCAGAAGGAUAGGUACGGCAGACCCAUCUACGGCGGUGGCAUCUCCGCGGGCAGCUCGGCCAUCAGUUCCAACUACCAGCCGCAGGAUCAGAGCUUCCAGAGCGGAGGUAGCAGCUCGUAUCAGUACCUCAACCGACCGGAGAGCAGUGGCAGCCACAGCUCCGCCAACUUCCGACCCGAUCAGUUCUCGAUCAACAAUUUCCCGGGCAGCAACUAUGGACGCAACAAUGAGAGACGUGGUGAUUUGCCGCCCAUCGAGGCUAUUUCGAGUGGAUCGGGAACUGGAGGAAACGAGGAGCAACCGAGCAGCAGUACUCCGGCGGCUGAGGAGGAGGCCAGGACCACUCUGCAGGCGGAACAGGAGGCGGAACCGGCGGCUGCAGCGGUUCCCGUGGCGGCGGAACUGACCACCACGGCGGAGGAGGCCGUUCUCGAAAGUCGUGCCCGGCGAUCUCUGCCCGAAACGGACGACUACGAGCCGGAAUUCCCCUGGGAUCGGGUCCUCGAGUUCCAGCAAAGCAUCAUUUGGGACUAAGUUCCGGGAAUACCAACCAAUCCUAGUAGAUACAAUUUCAAUAGCACAAGGCGACAUUUCCGGCGACUAUACACUGUGCAAAAAAACAACUGUGACUGAAGAAGUAACGAUGAGAAAAGAGCGGAAUUAAAUGGCUUCGAGAAAGCAUAAAGUUCACGUCACGUAACGUCUAGCGUAGCGUAACGUAAUUAGCUAAGCUUUUCUUAAUUUAAAUCAUGUUUUUUAGGCA
This is a messenger RNA of Drosophila subpulchrella, 2803 nucleotides long. RefSeq lists its product as uncharacterized. The coding region runs from base 1 to 2574 and encodes 857 amino acids. Lineage: Eukaryota; Metazoa; Arthropoda; Insecta; Diptera; Drosophilidae. The record is from RefSeq and is a predicted model, not a curated record. The transcript has 5 exons.